This is a messenger RNA of Cylicocyclus nassatus, 2283 nucleotides long. The record is from the annotation of a GenBank genome assembly. Lineage: Eukaryota; Metazoa; Nematoda; Chromadorea; Rhabditida; Strongylidae.
AUGUCACUGGAGUUCCAUAAGAUCUUACCCUUAGCCGCUAUAUGCUUAGUAAUUGCCAAUAUAGUUCAUGCGAGUAUAUUCGGGGAGCCAAGACCGCCUGGCACCACAUUGGCUUACCUACGAUGGCCAUCUUCAUUUGGCGAACCACGAUAUACAGCUUUACCCAAACCCCAUCCACUUUUUCACGCACGAAUUGUAAAACCAAUUGGCAUCCCUAUUGGACAAACCAGUCUGUUGUGCAGAAAAUGCAGUUGCUGUACUCUUGGGCCUUUCGGGUCGAUAAUACGAGGAGGCAAAGACUGCUGCGACGACUGCCGCAGGUGCUAUGGAAAAUUUCCUGAAGGCUAUCCACCUCCGCUUCCCCAACCUCCUCCUGUGCAACCACCAAUCAUACCGUUGCCACAGCCGCCUAUACCACCAAAGCCCUUUCCGCCGCUUACUCCCCUUCCCUCUGGACCUCCAGCUUCUCCACUACCACCAGUUACUUACCCACCUAUCUCUCCACUACCACCAAUUACCUACCCACCUAUCACUUAUCCACCAACAUCAGGUUCAUAUAUAACUCCCUCUAUUCCACCGGCUCCACCUCCACCUCCGCCUCCGCCUCCACCUCCACCGCCACCGCCACCACCACCGCCACCAACAGUACCACCACUACCGCCUCCGCCACCGCCUCCUCCUCCUCCUCCUCCUCCUAGUCCACCGCCUCCAAUCUUGCCACCUCCUCCCCCACCAGCUCCCCCUCCAUCUCCUCCAAUUCCUCCACCAUCUCCUCCGGCAGGGUAUAUCACUAGUGCUUUGCCUCCACCUCUUCCUCCAACUCCGUUGCCCUUGCCUAGUCCACCACCACCUUCACCCGGCUACAUCACCAAACCUUCAGUGCCGUUCUAUCCAACAGGACCACAGCCGUCUGGAUACCUCACACCUCCGUCUUUGCCGCCUUGUGCACCAGGGAAAUGCAAAUCGUAUCUUCCGUCCACGAGAGAAGUCGUCACUGUCAGCCCUUCGGAACCAGUUAGCGAUGCAACACCAUUUGGUAGAGGACAUGCAUCACUAGAGAACUGCUGCUAUGUUAUAGCGCAGAACGAAGAAGCGACCGUUAUAUGCAACUGCGCAGCACCUUCACUUACACCUAGUGCAGAUAAGUGCCUCCUCGCCUUCAACAGCAACGACCUCAGUUAUUGCACCGUGCGGAAAAAGAACUUGGGACAUUCCUACGCCUACGCAACACCAAUAAAAUGUGAAGACGCCGUAUCCUAUGGGAUCGUGAGGCAAGAUGAUCUGGCUGAAUGUUAUCCGGAUUUAGCACCUCAGAUAGUCGUAAAGUGCAUCCAACCUCCAGGAGCUCCACCAGCAUGUUUUCCUUUCCGAACAACUUCGCGCAACUUAGCCACGCCUCCUCCAGUGCAGCCAAUCGUUACUGCGGUAUAUACUGUUGACCCAAAAAUGACUUCCUCGCACUAUAGUACUUCUACGACUUUUCCAUCGCAAAAUUACGGGGACUGCUGUUCAGUUUUGCUGAAACCUGCCCAGCUUAUUGUAGCAUGCGGCUGCAACGUAAAUGACGAAGUUACUGAUCCGUGUUCGUACGCACUUCUCUAUAGCGUCCUCGAUACUUGCACAGUCACAACAAAAGGUUACGGCGUAGGUACAAUUUUCCUGAUUGACACGUCACUGAAAUGCAUGAAUCCAACAACAAAGCAAUCAACACAAUCUAGAGAAAACGAUUUGGGUCAAUGUCGCGCGGCGUCUGCAAUGAGGCAAGGCAGCAGUCAACAAUUUACCAACGAAAGAUAUGCGCAAAAUCCACCUAUCCAACAAAACGCACCUCCGAUAAGGGCUGAUGUUUCGACUGGUGUACCACAAAGUCACCGUGAAUCCUUUGAUAAACCAAGCUUUCCCAUGGAACAUAAACUGCCAGAUUCGGACCAUCAUUACUCCACAGCCACCUUGGAUCCGUAUGCAACAAGAUCACAACAAUCACUGUCAUCCGAGCAACGCCAAGAGGAAAUUUCCGAGGCGUACGGAGUAGGAAAGUUUGGACCCGCAAUGCCCCGGUCAACAACGCACGUGGAGCAACCUAUUUAUCCUAUGAACAACACACCGAUACCGCCCGAAACAUUAUCUGGCUACGUUACAUCUUCAACAAAUCGACCAAUCACCGAAGUAGAAAAGGCAGAGGUUGCACUCCAGGAGAGCUCUUCAACUACGAUUGCAAGUAGCAUGGUGUUGCUAAGUCUGGUUUUGGAUUUUACAGCCCACUUCUGUGCAGGAUAUGCCUAA